AUGGGUGUCCAAGGGCUAUGGUCGCUGUUGCAACCGGUGGCGCGGCCAGUCACCCUGGAGACGCUCCGGGACAAGCGACUGGCGAUUGAUGCGAGCAUGUGGAUCUACCAGUUCCAGAUGGCAACGAGGGACAAGAAGACGGGAGACACGCUGCAGGGCGCGCACAUCAUGGGUACUUUCCGCCGAAUCAUGAAGCUCGUCUUCUACGGUAUCAAGCCUGUCUUCGUGUUCGAUGGAGCUGCUCCGUCUCUGAAGAAGCGAACCCUGGAGAAGCGCAGGAAAAGGAAGUCGGGCGCAGGACGUGACUUGGCCAAGACAGCGAGGGAGUUGUUGUCGGCUCAGCUGCGUGGACACGCUGUCGAGCGGGAACUCAAUCGUCGCAAGAAAUUGCGAAAAGGCAAGGAGAAGGCGACGGACGAAGUCGACGAGGACGCUGGGACGGGCGACGAGCUCGGCGAGAAUGUCGCGUACCUUGAAGACCUCGAUGCACCGAUGUCGCAAGACUCGCCUGCGAAACAGCCUUCGCCCGUCAAGGCCGACUCCCCCGCCUCUCCCGCCACGCCCACCAAGACGCCUCGCAAGAAAUACGUCUAUCGCGACGAGUACGCCCUGCCGAAGAUCGAUGGUCCACUCGAGUCCCGCGCGGACAUUUCCGACACUCGCAUCGCGACGGAGGAAGAGCUCCGCGAGUUCAUCGAGGACCUGCGACCCGAAGACCUCGACAUCAACAGCAAGUUCUUCGAAAACCUCCCUACCGAGGUCAAGUACGAGAUCCUCGGCGACCUGCGUAUCAAGACUCGACAGGUCAACCACCGACGAGUGCAGACUAUGCGCGGCUCGAACGCCCACGACUUUUCUCGCGCCCAAAUCGACCACUUGAUGGAGCGGAACGCCUACACGCAGAAGCUCCUCUCCGUGACGGACGAGCUCGGCAAGUCUGCCCUUGCGAUUCCGACGAGGGUCGCCGGCCAGCGGAAUCGCGAGUACGUGCUCGUCAAGCAGGACGUGAGCAAGGGCGGAGGCUGGGUUCUCGGUGUCAAGAACCCCGAGAUGUCGAGCAAUCAGCCGAUCACGAUCGACUCGACGACCGACGAUAGCGUCAGUACGCAUACGGAUACGGACGAGUUUGAGGAGGUCGGGUUCGACUCGCCGGAGAAGAAGCCCGUCGGCCUGCCCACUCCGGACCGCGAGGCUCGCCGUGCUCUUGCCGAGGAGGCUGUUCGCGCCCGUCUCGCUGCGCAGGUCCCCCUACCUGCGGCUGAUCCGUACCUCGACCAGCCCGUCGCCUCGACCUCGCGUGCGGCAGGUCUGUUCCAGCGGGACGGGCUUGCAGACGAGGAAGACGCGGCGUUGCAGCAGGCGCUGUACGAGUCGGCCCAGACGGCACCUCCACUUCCCCUCGGCGGCGGCCGAACAAUGCACUCCUCCUCGACUGGUCGCACAAGCAAGAAUGGCCGUGCUCGCGCUCGACCUAUUCCUUCUUCAUCACGCACUGCGAUUUCCGUUACGAUCCCGCCUCGGCCGACUGCACCAGCAGCUGAGUCGUCGCUCGACGCUACGGCGGCCAUGGGAAACGACACGGACGACAGCAUGGAAUACGUCGAUACCCCGCCUCAAACGACGAACGGCGAGCCUGCGGCCCGUCCAGCAGCAGCAGCAGCGAAUGGGGCAGUCGUAUUGUCGGACACGGACGACACCGACGCUUUUGAAGAAGUCUCGGUGACCGAGCCUCGCCAGCCCGUCGCAGCGUCGGUACAGCCCCCGCCUGCAGCAGCUCGAGCGCCGUCUCUUCCGUCGCCGCCUGCGCGAUUGCCUUCACCGCCCGUCGCGACUGCUUCAACUCAACCUCGCACGCUGUUCGACAGCAUCCUCCCAUCAGACUCGGACUCGGACGCCGACACAGAAGCUUCGCCACGGAAACGAGAUUCUCGCCCUUUACCUCCCGCACCGCCCGUCUCUCGCCCCCAGCCUCGACCACGUUCACCGCCCGCCUUUGCGCGACUCUCACCAUCGCCCGAUCCUUUUGAGUCGCUCGAAAACGGCGGGUCAGCGCCUGGCAUCCAGUCUCACGACUUCGCCCUCGAGCCUUUCGACACCGCCUCUUCCGCUCCCGCAAGUCAUGCCGUCGCGGCUCAGCAGGCCGUCGAUGUCGAUCCUCAAUCUCGGCGUGCGGCAAACGAGCCGUCUGGCGCCGUCGAGGACGUUGCUCAAACCGCCGUGGUACGUCUUGCUUCGCCGACUGAUCUUCCGGACCCGCUCCCGCCGCUCGAGAAGGCGCUCGAAGCAGUCGAGACGACCGAGAUGGCCGUCCUGCCCGACACGCUCGCGCAGCUGCCUUCUCCUGACCUUCCGCCGAACCCGCCCAACGCUGAGCCGAUCGAUCAGCCACCUGCACGAGAACAGCCGGCGCCUCUAUACAACGCACAGGAGGCAGUCGCUGAGCCUCCUGCGGCGGCACCUGCGAACGCCAAAGUGACCGACGAAGAGUUCUUCUCCGACUGGAGUCGCUCGCCGUCGCCGUCGCCUGACAAGCGCGCGUCGACGUCCGCGUCGACCGCUCAACGAGACGCGGAUGAUUGGUACGACGAGCUCGCAGAAAACGAGGUGGACGAGGCUGUCGCAGCGAUGGAGCGGGAAGAAGAGGCGUACGCGAACAUGCUGUCGGAGCUGAGGAACGAGAAAAUCGAGGCGAUGAGGCAGGAGGCUGAGCGGGAUGUCGCGCGCUUGACGGCGCAGCGAAACGCUGAGGCGAGGAAUGCGGACAGCGUGACGAGGCAGAUGUCGACAGACAUUAGGGAAAUGCUCAUCCUCUUUGGCAUCCCCUUCGUCGAUGCGCCGUCCGAAGCCGAGGCAGAAUGUGCAGCCUUGCUCGCUCGCCAGCUCGUGGACGGCAUCGUCACCGACGACUCGGACGUCUUCCUCUUCGGCGGCUCCCGCAUCUACCGCAACAUGUUCAACGAGGCGAAGUACGUCGAGUGCUACCUCCUGAGCGACCUCGAGCGCGAGAUCGGCCUCGACCGUGGCAAGCUCGUUCGUCUCGCCUACCUUCUCGGCAGCGACUACACCGAGGGUCUGCCUGGCGUCGGUCCGGUCGUCGGUCGCGAGCUCCUGGAGGAGUUCCCGGGCAAGGACGGCCUCAAGGUGUUCAAAGCGUGGUGGGACAAGGUGCAAAGUGGCCAAGACACCGAGAAGGACACGAACACGAGUUGGAAGCGGCGAUUCAAAUCGCAACACCGCAAUCUCAUCCUCGACAAGGGUUGGCCAAGCGCCGAAGUCGCUCAAGCCUACUUCCGACCAGUCGUCGAGGAAAGCGACGACCGCUUCAGCUGGGGCUUCGUUGACCUCGACGGUUUGCGCCACUACCUUCACCGUUCGCUCGGCUGGGACCAGACCAAGGCGGAUUCAAUCCUGCUGCCGCUCAUCAAGCGCGAGAAGGAGCGGAAGGAAGGCACGCUCAAGUCGCAGCGCAUGGUCACCGACUUCUUCGACUACAGCGCCGGCGACAGCUCGUUCUCGCGCAAGAAGCAGCCCAAGUAUGCGAGCAAGCGCUUGCAGAACGUCGUCGAGACUUGGAAGGCUACGCGCGACGCAUCCCGCAGCCCGACUCCCGGUGCGAAGGCGGAGGCGAAUGACGAUGCGAAGGACGAGGAGGCAACGCCUGAGCCGCUCCUAGUCAAGAAGAAGCGAGCUCCGCGAAAGGCGCCCGCCGUCAAGAAGACGACCGCCGCCUCCCGCAAGCGCAAGGCCAAGUCGGCCCGCGACGCUCGCGCAGCCGCCAACGGUGGCGUCUACUCCUCCGAGGAGGACUUGCGCUCGGACUGGGAGAAGGAGCAGGGCGCAGGAGGCGCCAGCGGUGCGAAGUCGAGGACUCAGCCAGCGAGGAAGAAGCGUAAGGCGGCGGUCGUCGUCCCCACGGGCGAGACGGACGAAGACGAGUGA
This is a messenger RNA of Rhodotorula toruloides NP11, 3939 nucleotides long. Its product is annotated as DNA excision repair protein ERCC-5. Lineage: Eukaryota; Fungi; Basidiomycota; Microbotryomycetes; Sporidiobolales; Sporidiobolaceae. Gene Ontology annotation, cellular component: nucleus. The record is from RefSeq and is a predicted model, not a curated record. The coding region runs from base 1 to 3939 and encodes 1312 amino acids. Gene Ontology annotation, biological process: nucleotide-excision repair. The transcript is spliced from 11 exons. Gene Ontology annotation, molecular function: single-stranded DNA binding; DNA endonuclease activity.